AUGGAAAUCUGCGCGAUCCUGGGGAAAACAUUCGAAAGAGGAUUUAUUAUGAACCGCUAUUGUGUCGUUUUCCUUUUCAUCAGCCUGCGUUUCGCACACGGAGAUGUGAGCUACUCUGUCGCAGAGGAGAUGAAACGCGGAUCCGUGAUUGGAAAUAUAGCCAAAGAUCUCGGCCUCGGGAUCUCCACACUUUCCUCGCGUAAAGCUCGCAUUGAUACUGACGGGAAUGACAAAAGGAUGAUGCACAGUCGGCGCGUUGCUCGAAGCUAUGGCUUUGUCUUUUUCUUUGUUGUGCUGCACUACGCACACGGAGACCUGAGCUAUUCGGUGCAGGAGGAGCUGAAACACGGAUCCGUUAUUGGAAAUAUCGCCAAAGAUCUCGGCCUGGAUGUGGGCAGACUGUCUGCUCGUAAAGCGCGUGUUGACAUGGAAGGGAGCGACAGACAGUAUUGUGGGAUUAACCUGAGAAGCGGAGAUCUUGUUGUUUCGGAAAGAAUUGAUAGAGAGGAGCACUGUGGAGAGAAGCCUUCGUGUGUUCUCAGAUUCGACCUACUGUUAGAGAAUCCACUGGAGCUGCAUCGUUUAUCUCUGCAGGUGCAGGACAUAAACGACAAUGCACCGAUCUUCCCGAAAGACGUGAUCAAGCUGGAAAUUAGAGAAUCAGCUGCCAAAGGAGCUCGGUAUCGUAUUAAUGCUGCACAAGAUGCAGACAUAGGCCAGAAUUCAGUUCAAAGCUACGCUUUGCAACAAAACUCCCACUUCCUAUUUAGCAUUCAGACGACCAGUGCUGGCAGUAAAUAUGGUGAGCUGGUUUUGGAUAAGGAGUUAGACCGAGAGGAGCAGCAGGAAAUGAAAUUAUUGCUGACAGCUGUAGAUGGUGGAUCUCCUCAGAGAUCAGGGACUGUAGUCAUACACGUCAUUGUGCUGGAUGCUAAUGAUAACGCCCCUGUGUUUACUGAGGCCGUAUAUACAGCCAGUUUAGCAGAAAACUCACCUUUGAAAACCCCAGUUAUCACUGUGAGUGCAUCAGACGCAGACGAAGGUGUGAAUGGAGAAGUUACGUAUGAGUUUAGUCGACUCUCUGACAAAUUACAAAAGCUGUUUUCACUCGAUCAUAAAACUGGAGAAAUCUCUGUGACAGGUGACAUAGAUUAUGAAGAGGGAUCAAAAUAUGAAGUGGUUGUUGAGGCCAAAGACGGUUAUGGACUUUCUUCAGAGGCCAAAGUGAUUAUUGACAUCACUGAUGUGAAUGAUAAUGCUCCAGUGAUAUAUCUGAAAUCUCUGACCAAUCCCAUACCUGAGAACGUGUCACCUGGUACAGAGGUGGGCAUCAUUAAUGUGCAGGACAGAGACUCUGAGAAUAACCGACAGGUCCGCUGCUCCAUUCAGCAAAAUAUGCGACGCGGAUCUGUGAUCGGGAAUAUUGCCAAAGACUUGGGUCUUGAAGCAAACAAGCUAUCAGCCCGAAAGGCUCGUAUUGAUACCGAUGAAGGCGACAAACGUUACUGUGAGAUAAACCUUCGUAACGGGGAUCUGACUGUGGUCGAAAGGAUUGACAGAGAGGGCCUCUGUGGAGACAAAGCAUCCUGCGUCUUAAAACAAGAGCUCAUGUUAGAGAAUCCGUUAGAACUGCAUCGGAUCAACCUACAUGUUCAGGAUAUUAAUGAUAACGCUCCGCAAUUUAACAAAGAAUUGAUCCAAAUAGAUAUUCGUGAAUCUGCAGCUAAAGGUGCUCGUUUUCCAAUAGAAGAAGCGCAUGAUGCGGAUAUCGGCAAAUAUUCAGUUCAGACGUACAACCUCCAGAGGAAUGAGAAUUUUAUUCUGGGGGUUGAAACAAACUCCGUGGAGCUAGUUCUGAACAAAGAGCUGGACCGUGAAAGUUUAAAAGAAAUCAAUCUCCUUCUCACAGCUCUGGAUGGCGGCUCCCCUCCGAUGUCAGGUACUGUAGUCAUACACAUCACUGUACUGGAUGCUAAUGAUAACGUUCCAGUGUUCAGUCAGGCCGUUUACAAAGUCAGUCUUCCAGAAAACGCCGUCCUUGGCACUAUUGUGGCAACAGUGAGUGCAGCUGAUGCAGACGAAGGACUAAAUGGAGAGGUUACUUAUGAUUUUGGACACAUUUCAGAAGAUGUGAAGUCAAUAUUUUCCAUAGAUCAUAAGACAGGUGAUGUAAAAUUGAUGACUGCCGUUGAUUUUGAAACAGUGGCAUCAUUUGAGCUACGUGUCACAGCAAAAGACGGAUUGGGAUUAACUUCUUAUGCCAAAGUCAUAAUAGAUGUUACUGAUGUGAAUGACAACGCCCCUGCUAUAUUUCUAAAAUCUCUGACCAAUCCCAUACCUGAGAACGUGUCACCUGGUACAGAGGUGGGCAUCAUUAACGUGCAGGACAGAGACUCUGAGAAUAACGGACAGGUCCGCUGUUCCAUUCAGCAAAACGUUCCUUUCAAGUUAGUUCCUUCUAUUAAAAACUAUUAUUCUCUGGUGAGCACAGGACAACUGGACCGUGAAGUGGUGUCUGACUACAACAUUACAAUCAGUGCUACUGACGAGGGCUCUCCACCUCUGUCCUCGUCUAAAAGUGUUCAGUUAUCUGUAGCUGACAUCAACGACAACCCACCUGUGUUUGAGGAGCAGUCGUACAGCGCAUAUAAACAGAACCUGAUUGUGUCAGUGAGAGACAACGGACAGCCCUCUCUGUCUGCCACCUGCUCCAUGUAUUUACUGAUUUCUGACAACUUGGCUGAGGUGCCAGAACUGAAAGAUAUCGCAUACGAUGAUAAGAAUUCCAAGCUGACUUCAUACCUGAUCAUAGCUCUGGUGUCUGUGUCCACCUUCUUCCUGACCUUCAUCAUCAUCAUCCUGGGUGUGAGGUUUUGUCGCAGGAGAAAGCCCAGACUGUUGUUUGAUGGAGCAGUUGCCAUCCCCAGCGCUUAUCUCCCUCCUAAUUACGCAGAUGUUGACGGCACAGGAACUUUACGCAGCACUUACAAUUAUGACGCGUACCUGACAACAGGUUCUCGGACCAGUGACUUCAAGUUUGUGACAUCUUACAAUGACAACACUCUGCCUGCAGACCAGACUUUGAGGAAAAGUCCAUCAGACUUUGUUGAUGCCUUUGGAGAUUGUGAAUCCUCUCCUGAGGAGGAGCUGAAACACGGAUCUGUUACUGGAAAUAUCGCCAAAGAUCUCGGCCUGGAUGUGGGCAGACUGUCUGCUCGUAAAGCUCGUGUUGACAUGGAAGGGAGCGACAGACAGUAUUGUGGGAUUAACCUGAGAAGCGGAGAUCUUUUCGUUGCGGAGAGAAUCGACAGAGAGGAGCAUUGUGGAGAGAAGCCUUCGUGUGUUCUCAAAUUCGACUUGUUGUUAGAGAAUCCGCUGGAGCUGCACCGUUUGUCACUGCAGGUGCAGGACAUAAACGACAAUGCACCGAUCUUCCCGAAGGAUCUUGUAAAGCUGGAAAUUACAGAAUCAGCUGUCAAAGGAGCUCGGUAUCGUAUUAAUGCUGCACAAGAUGCAGACAUUGGCAAGAAUUCAGUCCAAAGCUACGUUUUACAACAAAAUCCACACUUUGUAUUUGGUCUUCAGACGACAAAUGCUGGUCGUAAAUACGGAACUUUACGCAGCACUUACAAUUAUGACGCGUACCUGACAACAGGUUCUCGGACCAGUGACUUCAAGUUUGUGACAUCUUACAAUGACAACACUCUGCCUGCAGACCAGACUCUGAGGAAAAGUCCAUCAGACUUUGUUGAUGCUUUUGGAGACUGUGACGGUUCUCCUGAGUGUUUCAGCUUUGUCCCACAGUCCAAAGACAUGCAUGAUUCUAUACUGGCCAUAGGAACUUUACGCAGCACUUACAAUUAUGACGCGUACCUGACAACAGGUUCUCGGACCAGUGACUUCAAGUUUGUGACAUCUUACAAUGACAGCACUCUGCCUGCGGACCAGACUCUGAGGAAAAGUCCAUCAGACUUUGCUGAGGCAUUUGGAGAACUGGAAGAGUCUCCAGAGGUAUGA
Stegastes partitus (bicolor damselfish) is the source of this 4017-nucleotide messenger RNA. Its product is annotated as protocadherin beta-16-like. Gene Ontology annotation, molecular function: calcium ion binding. The record is from RefSeq and is a predicted model, not a curated record. NCBI's taxonomy places the organism in Eukaryota, Metazoa, Chordata, Actinopteri, Pomacentridae. Gene Ontology annotation, cellular component: plasma membrane. The transcript has 8 exons. Bases 1 to 4017 code for a protein of 1338 amino acids. Gene Ontology annotation, biological process: homophilic cell-cell adhesion.